Messenger RNA from Suillus subalutaceus, 1668 nucleotides. RefSeq lists its product as uncharacterized. The transcript is spliced from 6 exons. Gene Ontology annotation, cellular component: CCR4-NOT complex. Lineage: Eukaryota; Fungi; Basidiomycota; Agaricomycetes; Boletales; Suillaceae. Bases 61 to 1467 code for a protein of 468 amino acids. The record is from RefSeq and is a predicted model, not a curated record.
CAAUGCCAUGCACGUGAGUGCUUGUACCGGCAAUGGCCCGAAACCCAACUUCGGAAUCUAAUGAGCAUGGACAAUAAAUUGACUUGGAUGAGCUCGCCGUUGCCGCUCACAUCGACUUCAAGGGCCAGCCCAGUCAUCACGAUGGCUGGCUCGCGUUUCUUCCCAAAAUCUUCCACAUCCUCUCAAACUUUUACUACUCAGAAAGGUUCAGGGGAUCCAACUCGGGCGUCUGUUGUUCACCUCUUGGCUAGAGCUCAUUCUCUUCCAUGUUCGGCGGUUUCUCAGGCAUUCAUGCAGCUCGUACAACCUACUGCGAGAUUUCAGUUAGCUCUUGAUAUGCUAUUGCCUCUCCUUACUUCAGCCGCUGAUCUCGCACAACGCAUCCCGGUUUCAUUCAUUCUUUAUUCCAUGUAUGCUCCUUAUCCGAUUUCUCUCAAUCCCUUCAAGUCCGUCUUGUACGCUACAUUCGUUAAGGAGAGAGAACUCGCCAUAGAAAUUUCAACCGAGGGCGGGUUCAGUGAAAGGGAGCAAUUGGUUUGGGUUCUCUGGAAGAUCCUGAAGGGGGAUGGUAAUGAUAUUGGUCCCUAUUCUCCUAGUACCUUGACAAAAUCACCCCUGCCUCCGGAAUUGAGGGCUUCAUGUCUGUUUUUGGAUGAAGAGACUUUCAUGGAAAGUGACCCUGAUCACUCUGUUGCCAAAUCCACGAUCACGGCAGGAGAACCGAAGCAAUUUGCCGAGCAAGGCGCUUCCAAGAAUUCGUUAUCAUUACUCCCGCCGGCCACAGAGACCAGGAUUACACGAGAAACAGAUCGAGAGAAUGAACGCAUCGCCCAAGCAAUGAAACUUGUACUUGCAGCUCGUGAUCGAGCACUUACACUCACAGAACAACGGAUCUUGACACCUUUAAUACCCCACCUGACCUCUCCCACGAUGAUAACUUCCGUGGACCUACCGCCCAUCGUCUCGUAUAAUCCUAACCUAGCUUACCAGCUUGUCGUCGCUUUACUGAUGGCACCUAAUAACCUUGCACAAGAUAUUUCUGUAUAUUUGGACGCCCUGACAUUACUCCCUCCAACGCUCCCAUCAUUUGACCUCCUUGGCCGUCUCCUUCGUGAUACGUCAGCUCUUCCAGAUUAUUCGACUGGUGGCAAAACUACGAUAGCAGACAUCGUACGUUCCGAAGUCCUGGGACGCUUUAUUCAUGAGAGUAUCAAGUGGCUUGACAAUGCUGAGAGAGACGAACACGAGGGGCUCGUCAGUGAUGACCGAUUUGCGAAGGGGGUUCAAAAUCUCUGUCGUUUCUAUUCCUCAUUGCUCAAGCUCUCGAUCGUGGACGCCGCUUCCGAUGCAGAUUCAACUGAAAUGUCACAUUUCACCUUACGCCACUCUCGCUUCGAAGAGGCAAACGCUCUGUAUUGCAUCCUAGCAUCAGGUAGAUAUGACCCUUUCUACACCGCCAUGAUAUAGCAAUUUUUGUCUUAUCCUAUGCAUGUUUUCAUCUCGUUCCAUGGUCACACGUCAUUACUUACCACAUGCCUUUACUAUUAGCUAUAUGUCCCGCACUCAUAUGAUCCCAGUUUAUGCCAUGUCUCAUUCAGCUGUUUGCAUAGUGUUGUAGUUCAGAUGCAGGUAUGUUUAGAAGAUGAAAUUUAACGGUUCAAAGCUUGA